Corchorus capsularis is the source of this 2388-nucleotide messenger RNA. The record is from the annotation of a GenBank genome assembly. NCBI's taxonomy places the organism in Eukaryota, Viridiplantae, Streptophyta, Magnoliopsida, Malvales, Malvaceae.
AUGAAAUUCACUAUCAAAGGCAUUCAAUACAAGCUGCAAAGGCUGACUUCAGGGGAAGUAUCUCUCAUAACGGACAAACAGGCUGCUCGAGCACCAGUUUCUAACAAGGCUCUUUAUACACUGCUUGUGUGCACCACUUUUCCUCAAUGUUUCGUAAUUGAUAGACAGCCUUCUUCAGUGUCAUAUUUGCCGCAGGAUUUACAAGCUUUAUUGCAGCAAAAUGCUAAGAUUUUUGAUGUUCCAACAGGCUUACCCCUUAGUCGAGCUCAUGACCAUCAAAUUCCAUUGAAAGACGAGUCCCAAGUCGUUAAAAUCAGGCCUUACCGCUAUCUUGCUGUUCAGAAGGAUAUUUUAGAAAAAAUGGUGGCUGAAAUGAAAGCAACAGGCAUUAUUAAAGAUAGUACCAGCUCUUUUGCUUCUCCAGUUGUUUUGGUCAAAAAGAAAGAUGGCUCCUGGAGGUUUUGUGUAGACUAUAGACAACUCAAUAAUCUCACAUUGAAGGAUAGAUUUCCAAUUCCCUUGGUGGAGGAGCUUUUGGAUGAGUUGACUGGUUCACAGUGGUUUUCUAAGCUCGAUUUAAGGUCAGGUUACCACCAGAUACGAAUGGCUGACAAGGACGUUCACAAAACAGCUUUCAGAACACACCAUGGGCACUUUGAAUUCAUGGUUAUGCCUUUUGGACUAACCAAUGCCCCUUCCACUUUCCAAAGCUUAAUGAACAGCAUUUUUCAGCCGUAUCUCAGGCGCUUUAUCAAAGGCUAUGGGUCAAUUGCACAACCCCUUACUGCCUUGCUCAAGAAGAACAACUUCACCUGGACUGCGGAUGCCACUGUUGCCUUUACUAAACUCAAACAAGCCAUGGUUUCUGCUCCUGUGUUAGCUAUGCCAAACUUUGAGGAAACUUUUGUUCUCGAGUCUGAUGCUUCAGGAACUGGUAUUGGUGCUGUAUUAUCUCAAGGAGGACGUCCCAUUGCUUAUUUCAGUCGGGCUCUUUCCCCUAGACACCAAUUACUGUCAGUUUAUGAGAAGGAGAUGAUGGCCAUCCUGGCAACUCCGGGAGCUCAAUUGUGUGCCCUUUCAGCUGUCCAUACUGACUUGACAGCCAGAAUUAAACAAUCUUGGGCUCAAGACCCUACUGUCACCAAAUUGAUGCAGAAAGCCAAGAUUAACCCAUCUUCUACUGCCAAGUAUACAUGGCAUCAAGAUCAGUCUAUUGGAAAUGACUUAAGAGGGAUGCUAGACAGUUUGUAUGUACGGGAAUGCACUACUUGUCAACAAAAUAAAUCUGAAAAUGUUGCAAGUCCAGGGUUAAUGCAGCCCCUGCCUAUCCCUACUAAGGUAUGGAUUGAUAUUUCUAUGGAUUUUAUUUCGGGCCUUCCUAAAUCUCAUGGCAAAGAUGUUAUAAUGGUGGUAGUUGAUAGGCUUAGCAAGUAUGCACAUUUCAUUCCUCUCUCUCACCCUUAUACUGCUGUGAUUGUGGCUCAAGCAUAUAUGGAUAAUGUGUAUAAAUUGCAUGGCAUGCCCGAGACUGUUGUUUCUGACAGGGACCAAGUAUUCUUGAGCUCGUUCUGGAAAGAACUCUUCAUAUUGCUAGGAGCUAAACUGCAUAUGUCAACUUCAUACCACCCACAAACAGAUGGGCAAACUGAGGUUACUAACAGAAGCUUGGAAACAUAUUUGCGUUGCUUUUCUGGUGAACAUCCCUCUGAUUGGGUUAAGUGGCUUCCUACAGCUGAGUUCUGGUACAAUACUCACUUCCACUCUUCUGCAAAAGCCACUCCUUAUGAGAUUCUCUAUGGACAACCACCGCCCGUUCACAUGCCUUAUAUUCCUGGUGAGUCUAGAGUGGAUGUUGUGGAUCGGAGUUUGAAGGCAAGGGAAGAUACUAUACAGGUGCUUAAGUUUCAUUUACACAGGUCUCAACAUAGGAUGAAGCAGUUGGCUGACAAGAAAAGAACUGAUCGAAAUUUUGAAGUUGGUGACUUAGUUUAUCUCAAACUGCAGCCAUACAGACAAAUUUCAGUGUUGCGCAGGCCCAACAUGAAGCUGGCUGCAAGAUUUUUUGGUCCGUACCCCGUGGUUAAGAAGAUUGGAGAGGUUGCUUAUGAACUAGCCUUGCCUUGUGGCUCUAAAAUACACCCAGUUUUUCAUGUAAGUCAAAUAAAAAAACACAUUGGUAAGGCCCCUGCUCAUGCUCAACUACCUGUCUUAGACUCUCAUGGGAUCAUAGCUAGAGAACCUACUGCCAUUUUGGAGAGAAGAAUGGUUAAACGUCGUGGUAGAGCUGUGACUGAAGCGUUGGUGUUGUGGAGUAAUAGCUUCCCUGAAGAUGCAACCUGGGAGUGUCUUUUUGACCUUCAGAAAAAAUUCCCCGACUUUGAUUCUUGA